Capra hircus (goat) is the source of this 4140-nucleotide messenger RNA. RefSeq names its product cation channel sperm associated auxiliary subunit gamma (gene CATSPERG). Bases 93 to 3884 code for a protein of 1263 amino acids. The record is from RefSeq and is a predicted model, not a curated record. Gene Ontology annotation, cellular component: motile cilium; sperm principal piece; CatSper complex. The transcript has 26 exons. NCBI's taxonomy places the organism in Eukaryota, Metazoa, Chordata, Mammalia, Artiodactyla, Bovidae.
GGAGCUUAGAGCUGGGCUAUCCAGGGCAUGGAAAGAGAUGGCGAGAAGACGGGAGGAGACAAGGUUGAAGCCACGUUACCUACUUGCCUGAGAUGUUCCCUGCUGGCCCUGCUCCGCGGCCGAAGCUCCGAGUCCUGCGGGCGCUGUGGGCACUGCUGGUGGUGCUGUUGGCACCGUGGAGGUUGUGGGCGAUACAGGAAACCCAGGAGUGCACCUGGCAGGUUGUCCUGAACAACUUAGAGUCAGUAGGCAAGAACGACGCGAUCGAUCAUUUCGUCGAUCAAGAGCUGUACACAGUGGACAAAGUGUUCGACCUGCUAGUGGACGCGCCCAUCGACCCGGACGAGGUGAGGGGACUAGGGGCAGGCGAAUGGGAGAGGUCCUGGAGCUGCACCCUUCUGGGCUCUGGACAUUUGCUCACCAUCUCCUUGCAGACAUACUUGGGCUUUCCUUACUACCUGAAGAUCAACUACUCCUGCACAGGAGAAGUGUCUUCUGAGGCCCUGGUCCGCAAGGGCCACCUGACAGGGCUGAAGCCAGUGGUGCUGGUCACCUUCCAGUCCCCAGUCAACUUCCAUCGCUGGAAGAUAGAGCAGCUGCAGAUCCAGAUGGAGGCAGCCCCCUUCCGCAGCCCAGAGAGAUGUGACGCAGAGGAGGUGUGUCUCAUGAGCUGGUACACGCCCAUGCCCAUCAAGAACGGCAGCGUGGUCAUGCGCGUGGACGUUAGCAGCAAUGGCCUGGGGCCCUUCAUUCCUAAUAAAAGGUUUCAUGUGAACAUCAACGGCUUCCUGGAGGGUGGGCGAGACCGUGAACUCCAAUUCACUGUGGGAAAUGAGCUCUUCCAUCUGAUACCCCAGUACUUUGUGAAUGUCCCAUCGAGGCCGCUGUGGUACACUGUGGACCAGACACCCGUGCUCAUCCUGGGUGGCAUCCCUGAGGAGAAGGCAAUCCUCCUGACCGACACAAACUUCAAGGACUUCUUUCUCGUGGAGUUGAGCAUUGACAGUUGCUGGGUAGGCUCCUUCUACUGCCCCCAAGCCAGCUUCACCGCCACCAUCUACGAUGCCAUUGCCACUGAGAGCACCCUCUUCAUCCGGCAGAACCAGCUCAUCUACUAUUUCACAGGCACCUACACCACACUCUACGAGAGCAAACGUGGCAGCGAGAGAUGGGUUCGAGUCCUGGCUAACGAGUGCAUCAAGAGGUUGUGCCCCGUGCAUUUCCACAGCAAUGGCUCUGAGUAUGUGAUGGCCCUCACCACUGGCAAGCACGAAGGUUACGUCCACUUUGGGACCAUCACAGAUGGCCUCGUGUCCUUCCAGUUGCUGCCCAGGCAUUGGUCCGUGUGCAGUGCAAUUCUAGUUGUCAACUGCUCCAUCACCUGGGCCACAUUCAUUGCUGGUGACUACAAUCUACUGAUGCUGGUGGAGAUUGUAGGCCCUGCCUCCUCGAAGUAUUUCCAGGUGGUCAGCUAUGACCUGGUCAAUGAUUACCUGGUUGUGCUCUACACCAUCCCGGAAUUCAUCCCUGACGGUAGGAGGGGAAGGCAGAGGGGGCUGGAAAAGUGGGUGGGUGCCAGGAGAGGCCCAAGCGACCCCACCUCACUGCUGUGUCCACUUUGCCUGUGCCCCCUGCCAGCUCAAGGCCUGGAGUUCCUGAUGAUUCUAGGGACAGAGUCCUAUACCAACUUUCCGAUGGUCCCCAAGGGCAUGUCCUACAACCCAUAUAACAAUCUGCUGUUCAUCUGGGGCAACUUCCUCCUCCAGAGUUUUAACAGUGAAAACUUCAUUUACCUGGCGGACUUCCCCAAGGAGCUGUCCAUCAAGUACCUGGUGAACUCGUUCCGAGGGGACAUGGCCAUUGUCACCGAGAAUGAGGAGAUCUGGUAUCUCCUGGAGGGCAGCUACCAUGUGUACCAGCUGUUCCCGUCCAAGGCCUGGGACGUGUACAUCAACCUCCAGGUUCUUCAGCAGUCCUCUCUCUACGCCCCCAAUGAGACCAUGGUCACCCUCUUCUAUGAAGACAAAAAACUCUACCAGCUGGUGUACCUGAUAGACAACCAGCAGGGCAGACUCGUCAAGAGGCUCAUGCCCGUGGAGCAGCUACUGAUAUACCAGCAGAUCAGUGAUGAAUAUGUCUUGGAAAGGCAAGGGAGCCACCUGACGCUGUCCUUCUCCAACUUCUGCCCCUUCACGGUGAUGCGUCUGCGGGAGCUGCCCAACCCGAAAAUCUACACGCGCCAGGAGCGCUACCGCGCGCAGCCGCCGCGUGUCUCGGAGCCCUGGGGCUUCCACAGCGAGAACUCGCUGGCUGUCUAUCAGGGCCUCGUCUACUACCUGCUCUGGCUGCACUCUAAGUACGACAAGCCAUACGCGGACCCAGCACACGACCCCACCUGGCGCUGGUGGAAGAACAAGAAGCAGGACCAGGAUUACCACUUCUACCUGGCCAGCAACCGGCGGAGCGCGGGCAGUGUGCACGUUGACAUGACCAGCUACGAAAAGAUCUACGACCUCAAGGCCGAGAACGAGCUGCCCGAGCGCAUCUUCCUGGACAAGGGUACCAGCUACAGCUUCUCAGUCUUCCUGACCGCCCGGAAGCCAGAAGUCCUGCACGGCCCCUCCUUCCAGGUGCUGAGCCCGGUGGAUCUGGCUGUGGUGCUGGCGGACCCCCACUGCAUUGAGGCAAUAGUGAAGGAGAAGGUCCUUGUUAAUCUCACCUCGGUGCUUUUCCGGGUUAAGCUCAGUGAUAAAAGGUCUUGCUUUGACCAGGGAAUUAGUGGACAUCACCUCAUGAAGACCUCCAUGCUCGUCAAGGUGUUGGGCUUGUCUGGGCACUGCUUCCAGAACACGAACCAGGGGCCCCGUAUGCAAAGCAACCUGAUGGUGCCAGUGCUUAUUGGCUGCCCUCCAGGCAAGCGCCUGGCCUUCGACAUCACCUACACGGUGCAGUACAACCGCGCGCAGAACAAACACUACUUCGACUGCGUCAAAGUGGACCCGGAGAUGCCCUGCUUUCUCUUCCGGGACAGUGGGUGUCCAGCGCCCUCUCCUUUGCCCUCCCCGGCCCUUCCUGCCUGCCCGCUCACUGCCCCCACCCAUCCUCUGCUCUUCCUUUGGGUCUUUCAUCUCUCCUCCUUCCCCUCUCUCAUUUCUCCUCCCGGCCUCCACCCCUCCGACCCCACAGUCUUCUACCCAUUCUUCUUGAUCCAAGAUUUGGUGACGGGCGAUUCUGGCAGUUUUCAGGGCAGCUACGUGCUGAAGGUGGUGGGCGGCGGGCCCACCCUUGACACCAUCAAGGAAUACAGCGAGGAGGAAAUCUACCGCUUCAACAGCCCCCUGGACAAGACUGGCAGCCUCAUCUGGACCACGGAGAACACAAUGACCACCGAGGACUUGUCCUUCAACAUCAUGUCCCACAACAGUUUAGGCAUCGAGUGGCUAUGUCAGGAGAACUCGCCGUGCCAUGACACCAUUCCCUACCACAUCUUUGCCCCUGAAUUCUUCUUCAAGGUGUUGGUGAGCAAUAGAGGCGUGGACAAGAGCACCUAUUGUGACUACCAGCUCACCUUUCUGCUGCACAUCCACGGGCUCCCGCUCAGUGCCAGGCGGGCCUUCCUCAUCCUCCUGGUGUCAGCCAGCUUGUUUGUCGGCCUGGUGAUUCUCUACAUUGUCUGCUGCCUUCUGUCGCCCUACAUGGUGAAGUUUUGCAAUAUCCUUCGAUGGAAGAUCAACAGCAUCAUUGGCUUAGAAUCUUACUACACCUACAGUACCCCCUCCGACGGCAGGGCCUUUAGCCACUCCGGGACCGUGUCUUGGAGAAACUCCAGGUUAAACUCCAGGGUUUUCUACAAGGGAGCAGAGGAGAACAAGGCUGAAACUUAAGGACUCCUUGAAAAGGAAGUCUACCACCUAAGCCUCUGGCCUGCCCCAGCCACCACCCACCCUUGUCUCUUAUGUCCUGGGUUGCCUUGGACAUGUAACCUAUCGCUUGGUCAUCCUAGGCCUUUCUCCCUGUUUUGCUUGAAUUUUCACUUCGAGUUUCAGCAUCAGCUAUGGAACCUUGUAAGGACUCGUGUUCAGUUAGUUUGUACCACCCAGCUGCAUAGGUUAUUAAAAUAUCAAAAUCCUCCUGUGCCAA